GUCGAUAUAAACGGGUUCUUUCAUCCUCUAAAAUAACCACCCAAAAUGGCUUCUCCCCAUUCCAUCUAUGAAACUUCUCUUCUACUUUUGCUUAGUUUUCAAUUACUUUGGACCAUUUCUGAAGCUGUAGUGCCUGCUUCAGACACCUUCACGUACGUAAACGAAGGUGAUUUUGGAGAUUAUUUCGUGGAGUACGAUGCAAAUUAUCGCGCCCUUCCGCCUUUUAGUAACCCAUUCCAGCUUUAUUUCUACAACACCACCCCCUAACGCAUUCACUCUAGCCCUUCGUAUGGGAACAGUCCGAUCUAAGUCCCUCAUGCGUUGGGUUUGGGAAGCAAACCGGGGAAACCCAGUUCGUGAGAACGCCACCCUCACCUUCGGUGCAGAUGGAAACCUUGUCCUGGCGGAUUCUGGUGGCCGGAUUGCCUGGCAAACUAACACCGCCAACAAAGGUGUCGUCAGUUUUCAGACGCUGCCAACUGGUAACAUGGUUCUUCAUGAUGGCAAGGGAAAUUUCAUAUGGCAAAGCUUUGACUACCCUACGGACACUCUCUUGGUGGGUCAAUCUCUCCGAGCUGGUGGUGCCAGUAUGCUGGUGAGCCGAGCUUCUGACGAGAACAACAUCAAUGGACAAUAUAGCUUGGUCAUGGAGCCUAGACACCUAGCCAUGUAUUACAAGAGCGCCAACUCGCCUAUUCCAAUGCUUUAUUGGUCCUCUAUCGAAUGGUUCACCAUUAUGAAGGGUAGUUUGACUAACCUAACUCUUAAUUCAGUCACAGAUCCUGAUGAGGGGUUUCUUUAUUAUAUGAGUUUCGAUUACUUCACCACAAACCCCUCAUCCAGUUCGAAUCGCUUCAUGGCCUACUCAAGAUACAACAACACGUUAUCUUAUCUUAGACUUGGGAUAGAUGGGAAUCUUCGAUUCUACACGUAUACUCCAAAUGUGCAGGACGUCGCCUGGGAACUGGUAUACACGUUUCUCGACAGGGGUUCCUUGGAAGGCGAGUGCCAGUUGCCAGAACGAUGUGGGAAGUUUGGGUUAUGUGAGAAUAGCCAAUGUGUCGCAUGCCCAACACCAAACGGACUAAGUGGGUGGAGCAAAGAUUGUGAGGCAAAGAAGGUGUCUUGUAAAGCAAGUGACUUUGGGUACUACAAGCUUGAAGGUGUUGACCAUUUUAUGAUUACGUACACAACGGGAGAUGGUGGAAGGAAGCAAAGCGAGUGCGAAAGCAAAUGCACCAAGGACUGUAAAUGCAUGGGAUAUUUCUACCACACGGAUGAUUCAAGGUGCUGGAUUGCUUAUGAUUUGAAAGCAUUAACACGAGUUGAAAACUCGGCUCAUUUGGCGUACAUCAAAACACCUAAGAAGUAA
Molecule: messenger RNA, 1372 nt
Organism: Lactuca virosa
Lineage: Eukaryota; Viridiplantae; Streptophyta; Magnoliopsida; Asterales; Asteraceae
Source: the annotation of a GenBank genome assembly